Molecule: messenger RNA, 543 nt
Organism: Pistacia vera
Lineage: Eukaryota; Viridiplantae; Streptophyta; Magnoliopsida; Sapindales; Anacardiaceae
Exons: 1
Coding region: 1-543 (180 amino acids)
Molecular function (GO): RNA-DNA hybrid ribonuclease activity; nucleic acid binding
Source: RefSeq, a predicted model, not a curated record
AUGAAUGAGUCGGAGCAACAGGCCAGUGAAGUCAUGCAGGAAACUGCUCAAAAUCUGUCGACCUGGAGCCUCUACGUUGAUGGAUCAUCGAACAGAAAGAAGGUCGAGACAUGUCUUCUUUUUUUUAGUCUUGAAGGGGCUCGCAUUCACGGCAUUCUCCAAUUCAGUUUCAAGGCAACCAAUAAUGAGGCCGAGUAUGAAACUCUGCUCGCUGGACUGCGGUUGGCUAAGGAGAUGGGUGCAACCGCGAUCAGUAUCCACAGCGAUUCCAUGCUGAUCGUUAACCAAAUUUUGGGAGAGUACCAAGCCAAGGAAGAAAAUAUGAUCAGCUAUCUGAAAAAGGCUAAGGCCGCACUAGAGCUAUUCAAGCACUUCACGAUCACGCAAAUUCCUAGAGAUAGCAACUUUGUGGUAGAUGCAUUGGCAAGGAUAGCCUCGUCAUUGGACUCAGAUACACUGGAGAGCAUUCCUGUUCGAUUCAUUGAGACCUUUAGUAUUAGCCCAAUCGAACAGCCCAUGAAUGUAACAAAAUCAGAUUCCUAG